Messenger RNA from Cercospora beticola, 603 nucleotides. RefSeq lists its product as uncharacterized. The record is from RefSeq and is a predicted model, not a curated record. NCBI's taxonomy places the organism in Eukaryota, Fungi, Ascomycota, Dothideomycetes, Mycosphaerellales, Mycosphaerellaceae.
AUGUCUUCCCAAUCUGGAGCCUCCCAUCGCGAUGACGGUCUCGAGUCCCCUGUCCCUCAUCCUACCACUCCAUCCGAGAAUCGGACAUCUCACUUCAGACUGCUCGAUCUCCCCCCAGAGCUGCGUUUGAUUAUCAACGAGUUCGUGCUAUUCAGCGACUUCGAAGAGUGUGCACCAUUCUCACGCGGUUCUCUUGUACACCCUCUCUAUUACGUCUCUCGUGAGAUGCAAGCCGAAGUUGAGCCCACGUACAUCAAAGCGCUCGACAACUACGAGGAUCGAGUCAGGGACACAGUUCACGUGGCACUUAAGAGAAUGGCUUCUACAUGUCAGGCAACUGUGGAUCACUCAGAAGCGAUGCGCCAAGCUGAGGAAGCGGGCAACAUGACCCGCGAGGAUUGGCGCAAGGGGAGGGUUGUCUCCCGAGAAUUGGAAGCGGAGAGACGCGAGGCGAUGAAUGAAUGGUUGCUCCUGGACAAGAAAGGUGCCAGACGUAAGCUUGAGAUCGAGCUGCAGACUACGAGGAUCAAUCUGGCGAGGGCUAGGGAGGAGGAGGACGAGGCGGAGGAGGCAGAAGUCGACGAGGCAAGCGACUCAGACUGA